GGACCCGGCUCCGGAGACCCACGCGCGUCGGACUCGCCCGCCACCCCCGCAGCCACCAUGUGGAACAUCUUCAAGAAGAACCAGCAGCCGGAGGCAGCUCCGGCGGCCACCACCACGGCCGCCAUGCCCGCCAUGCCUGCUGGGCCCGUGGGCAACUCCACCGAGAGUGGGGGUGCCGAGGGGAGCAAGGAAGACAUGUUUACCAAGCUGAAGGACAAGUUCUUCAACGAGAUGAGCAGGAUCCCCCUGCCGCCCUGGGCGCUGAUAGCCAUCACCGUGGUGGCUGGCCUCCUGCUCCUCACCUGCUGCUUCUGCAUCUGCAAGAAGUGCUGCUGCCGGAAGAAGAAGAACAAGAAGGAGAAGGGCAAGGGCGCCAAGAACGCCAUGAGCAUGAAGGACAUGAAAGGCGGGCAGGACGAUGACGAUGCAGAGACCGGCCUCACUGAGGGGGAAGGGGAGGGCGAGGAGGAGAAGGAGCCCGAGAACCUGGGCAAGCUGCAGUUCUCCCUGGACUACGACUUCCAGGCCAACCAGCUGACCGUCGGCGUGCUGCAGGCCGCAGAGCUGCCCGCCCUGGACAUGGGAGGCACCUCAGACCCUUACGUCAAGGUCUUCCUCCUCCCAGACAAGAAGAAGAAAUACGAGACCAAAGUUCACCGCAAGACGCUGAACCCCGCCUUCAACGAGACCUUCACCUUCAAGGUGCCGUACCAGGAGCUGGGGGGCAAGACCCUGGUGAUGGCCAUCUACGACUUCGACCGCUUCUCCAAGCAUGACAUCAUCGGGGAGGUGAAGGUGCCCAUGAACACGGUGGACCUGGGCCAGCCCAUCGAGGAGUGGAGAGACCUGCAGGGCGGCGAGAAGGAGGAGCCGGAGAAGCUGGGCGACAUCUGCACGUCCCUGCGCUACGUGCCCACGGCCGGCAAGCUCACCGUCUGCAUCCUGGAGGCCAAGAACCUGAAGAAGAUGGACGUGGGCGGCCUCUCGGACCCCUACGUGAAGAUCCACCUGAUGCAGAACGGCAAGAGGCUCAAGAAGAAGAAGACAACGGUGAAGAAGAAGACGCUGAACCCCUACUUCAACGAGUCCUUCAGCUUCGAGAUCCCCUUCGAGCAGAUCCAGAAAGUCCACGUGGUGAUCACGGUGCUGGACUACGACAAGCUGGGCAAGAACGAGGCCAUCGGCAAGAUCUUCGUGGGCAGCAACGCCACGGGCACGGAGCUGCGGCACUGGUCCGACAUGCUGGCCAACCCGCGCCGGCCCAUCGCCCAGUGGCACUCGCUGAAGCCCGAGGAGGAGGUGGACGCUCUCCUGGGCAAGAACAAGUAGGAGCCGCGGCCGCUGCCGAGACCGCACGGCCGGCCGGCUCGGGCCGACGGCCGGAGCCCUCCAUACCUCAGUGACGCCCUCGAGGAUCCUCCGUGUGCCCGGCCGCGUCCUCGUCCCCCUCCCUCUCCGUCCGUUCGAAGACCGGCUCCCCGGGGGCGGCCCCGGAGCGUCCCUCCCCGCCUGGAGCCGCCCGCUGCAUGCCCGUCAUCGCCAUCGCCAUCAUCGCCAUCGCGGUCCCAGCGGGGUCCUCCGUCCCAGCCUCG
This is a messenger RNA of Pipistrellus kuhlii (Kuhl's pipistrelle), 1592 nucleotides long. It is a transcript of the gene SYT2, whose product is annotated as synaptotagmin 2. Gene Ontology annotation, cellular component: axon; dense core granule; synaptic vesicle membrane. The record is from RefSeq and is a predicted model, not a curated record. Gene Ontology annotation, molecular function: phosphatidylserine binding; calcium ion binding; calcium-dependent phospholipid binding. The transcript has 9 exons. NCBI's taxonomy places the organism in Eukaryota, Metazoa, Chordata, Mammalia, Chiroptera, Vespertilionidae. The coding region runs from base 58 to 1329 and encodes 423 amino acids. Gene Ontology annotation, biological process: calcium ion-regulated exocytosis of neurotransmitter; regulation of calcium ion-dependent exocytosis; synaptic vesicle endocytosis.